Messenger RNA from Scedosporium apiospermum, 2238 nucleotides. RefSeq lists its product as uncharacterized. Gene Ontology annotation, cellular component: nucleus. Gene Ontology annotation, molecular function: protein binding; protein-macromolecule adaptor activity. The transcript has 5 exons. Bases 1 to 2238 code for a protein of 745 amino acids. The record is from RefSeq and is a predicted model, not a curated record. Lineage: Eukaryota; Fungi; Ascomycota; Sordariomycetes; Microascales; Microascaceae. Gene Ontology annotation, biological process: proteasome-mediated ubiquitin-dependent protein catabolic process.
AUGACCGCCACCAUGGACCUCGACGAUAUUCCCACGUCCUCACAAGAGCCUCCGCUCGCUUCCGGGGCAAGCCAUAGUACCCCGAAUCGAAAUGCCUUUCUCUCCCCUCCCAGGAGGAGGGAAAGGAGGAACCCUUCCGUUACUCCCCGGAGAUUCGCCCGCUUCUUCGGUCCCAUGCUUGCCGGGAACUCUUCUACGUCCGGACUCGAUCCCCGACCGGCAUUAAAUGAGAUGGGUGAUUCUGUGACAAACCACCAGGGUUCUACAGUCAAGAGGAAGCUGUUUGAGUCCAGCUCACACUCGCUCACUCUAUCUCUCCCGGAACCCGAGCCCUUGAUGAAGCGUGUGAGGGUUCAGGACAGCAACCCUCAUCCAUUCAGCGAUGAGAACAUCCCGUCCUUCUCCCACCGUCUUUCUGGAGCCCAGCACACUCUUGAGGACGAUGCAAUCCCAUCUUCGCCGUGUGUACCUUCGAGCCCUCCACCCUUCCCCCAAGACAUUGAUGAUCUCCAACCGAAGACUCUAAAUGACUUCUGGCCGUGUUCGAGAGGAGCCAGAGCCCGCCGGGAAGGUAUAAUGAAGUCUUUCGGCCGCAGCUUCGAAAACACCUCCGAUAUAGACGCCCUCGAUGACGAAGGAAUGGAUAUCGAAGAACCCGUCCCCCCUCCCCAGCCCAUUAAACGAUUCCGAGCCACAAAUUUCCACAGCCGACUACUCGUUCGCGAAUUUGGCCAUUCCACCCGCAUGCUCCCGAGCACCUAUCAAUGCCCCGUUCCCGAUGUCCACCCCGAUCUCUCCUCUUUCUGCAGCAGGAGUAACGACGUGAUCCAAUGUACGAGUUUCAAAAACGAAUCGCAACUCAUCCCGUUCAGCCUAGCUACCUCAACCAAUCAAGGGAAAUUGGUAACGGCAGUAGGGGAUGAGGAAGGUUAUGUCCGGUUUAUUACGAGGCAGAACGAUGAUGAGCUUGCGCCUGAAUAUUUCUGGCAAGCCCAUGCUAACGCUAUCAUGGACCUCGACUGGUCACCCUCCGGUACUCAUCUCGCAACUGCUGCCGGAGACAGGAGCGCGAGAGUUCUUGACGUCGUGUCUCAAAGCUUACUCUUCAACCUUACUGGGGGACAUGAUAGCUGCCUGAGACAGGUCAAGUUCCAACCGGGAAAUGGCGGCGGCCACAUCUUGGCCACAUCCGAUCGAACUAGCAGGAUCCAGAUAUGGGACACAAGAUAUAAGCGGUCAGUCAGCACAAUCCCGGAGGAAGUCUUGGUCCAGCCCGACGGAACCGUCCUUUCAGAGUCAACCUCCUCGACCUUCGGUGACCCCAUCAACACCAUCUGGGCCGGCCACUACCGCAAGCGGGACUACAACUUAGCCUCCGUGACAUCUCUCCAGUGGCUUUCCCCGGGUCAAAGCCACCUUCUCCUAUCCGCCUCCGAAGCCGACUCGACAAUCAAGCUCUGGGACUCCCGCUACAUCAGCUACACGCGGGACGACAAGCCGAAGCCCCUAGCCUACACGGCCCAGCCUAGCGACCACAUCCGCCGGCCCUACGGCAUCACCUCCCUGGCGCUCAACUCGGAUGCCUCGCGCCUCUACGCCGUCUGCAAGAACGGCACCGUCUACGCCUACUCGACCAGCCACCUUAUCCUCGGCCACGGGCCCGAGCUCGCCACGCUCGAGACGCCGCGACCCCGCAACGGGCGGAACGUCGAGGGCCUGGGACCCAUCUACGGUUUCCGCCACGACCGGCUCAAGGUGAACACAUUUUUUAUCAAGUGCUCCAUCCUGCCUCAGCACGUCAUGGGCACGGAGAUGCUCGCCGUCGGAAGCUCAGAUAACUGUCCCAUCCUCUUCCCCACCGACGAAUCCUCCAUCCGCUCCCAGUGGCCCCUUCUCGAAUCCCACCCUUCCUCCACUUUCACAUCCUCCUCUCAAUCCGACCCCACCAUACCCCUCUCCUUCUCCUCCCAAACCUCAGACCUUACCUCGUCUUUCUCACCCUCCCGCACCCCCAUCGUCCGCAACGGCGUCGCCCUCGUCGAAGGCACCUCCCGCGAAGUCAGCUCCGUCAAGUGGACCCCCGACGGCCAGCUCGUGUCCAUUUCGGACGACUACUCUAUUCGUUUCUGGUCCGCCGAUGCGGAGCGGGCGCGGUACUUGAGGAAUUGUGGCGAUUUUGGAGGGUUGCGGUUCGGUGCUGGUUGGGCGGAUGUGGUGGAUACGCCUUAUGAUGAGUGA